GGCUCAAAUGUAGAAGACCAAAGAGAAAGAAUGGCGUCAGUUGUGAUGGAAUCGGGAUGUGUAGAUACAGUGACUUCCACUAUUUGAUUCCAAGAGCAAGAUGAUCAUAUGAGUGUUUCACACACUUCUACCUAGACCUCUUCCGAUGGCGGACGGUGGAAUUGGAUUUGCGAUUUAGACCUUUAGUAUAGCAGAAGUUGUAUCCAUCAUGUUGUUGCGACGACAUCAACUAGGACCGCUGGUGCAAAACUUAACUUCGUCUAUCCAUGAAAUCAAAAUCAUGACGCAUUUGGCAGGAUGAUUUUUAUACCAGAAGUGUCUAAGUAGUCGUACUAGUUACGGAGACGGCUGCGCCACAACUGACUCGUUUUGGAUGGAGAGAAGUCGAGUGAGAGUACUGUAGAAGCAACUCCGACUGGGAGUAGGAGGAGUCGCGACGUAGUGUGUAUUUUUGGUCAUCAUGCUCGUUUCCUAUUCUGAUACUACUAAUACAGAUACUGUUCUUCGUAUAGAUCAUAUCAGUUUCUUGAGCUUGAGGUCGGUUUUCUCGUCGUGGUCAAUUCAUCCAAACUAGAAUGUCGGGUGCUGAGGCACAAGAGCAGAGCAGCGUCGAUGCGCAACUGUUGCGAGAAAUCGAAGCAGACGGCAUCGGCCUCGGACCGAUCGGCACCAAUACUGCUCUCGACUUCUAUGCGACACACUUGAAAGCUGGAGGUGCCAAGAAGUUGGCUACUUCAAAGCACAUAGGAGCGUCUGGGCCGAAAAGAGAGGAUGAUAGCGGGAAGCAAACUUUGCACAGCGAGGGAGGACUUGCGAAGAAGAACAAUAAAGACGACAUUGAUCAAGAUGGUGGCGGCUCCACCACAGGUCGAGGACGCAAGAGCUGGUCUCCACUGCCUAGCAUCAUGGAAGAGGGUGAGCUCCUCGCAGGUGGAACCGCGGAUGCAUUCUCGGAUGAUUUCGGCUCACUUCCAUUCGAUGACGACCCAUUUGCAAUCGAUGUAACAGGCCCAUUGUUGGACGAAUUUGGCGACGAAUUCGACUCUUUUCCACCGCACCACAACGCAGCAGCCCUAGGUGGAAAAGUUCCGUACCUCCGAUUUUACCUUUCUAGUUUCAACAUGAUGUUGUCUACCUCGCAGUUGCAACCAAGGAAAACUAGUUUUUAUAACAUUUAUUUUGAAUCGCACUCCACGGCUGAUGACCGAGCUAACGUACUAGAACUAGAAGCUAGUACGACGAAACGAAAAACUACAGUAACUAUAAGUAGUAAGUAUGAUAUUUGAGUAACCUCCUUCUAUUUGAGGAACUUGGUAAUUUUCCCCAUUGGCUUAGAGGUGUGCUGCAAAUCUUGACUGGCUUCUUCCUUUUUAUAUAUAAGGAUGAGGCUUAGGCCCAGCGACGCUUAAAGCAUAUAAGUAAAGCAGCCGGCUCGUUUUCCCUCUAAAACUAAAUUUUAAGCUUAUCCCUUUAUGCAGUACGAUAACAGUUUCCUAGUGAUGCUGAAAUUUUAACAGAUGGCGUUGCCUUCCCGACGUUGACGCGGCAGAAAUGCUGAAUCUGCGUGGCCGUGAUCCAAAUGCUGGCGAGGUACCAUUUGUCGGCGAGGACGUUUUGAUUUUUCUCUCCGAACCCGAAAGUACUGCGGAUCGCUUCAUGCAGGGCUGGUAUCAAGCGAGAGUGCUGGGGCUCAACGAAGGCAUGAUGAAAGUACUAUAGUUUGUGGCUUUGUGCUCCAUGUCAACGAUAGUACCUUGGAGGACGAGUACACGUUCCUGCUUCUUUUCCUGCUGUGUAGUGAAGGAUGUCUACUUGGCUGAUACGUACGUGAGUCUACGCUGGACAGCGAAUGUCGUACUAAGUUACUCUCUCGUUCUUGUCGUUCAUUUUCCAGCAAGAACACACGAAUUCAGUUUUAUCAUCGCUAUUGCUUUAGCAGUAAAAAAAGGUGUUUGAAGUAGGGUCGUAAUUAUUCAUUUCCAUUUACAAAGAAGAUCUCACUCUCAGGUCGCUUGGGCAAACGUGGAACUCGAUCGCAGCACGGACCUUCAGCUCGACGGGAUGAAGUGGCACAGCGUACCUCGACCACCUGUUCCAACGCAGCAAGAUGCCCGACGGUUUUCUCAGCGCAAAGCCGCAGAAGCGGCGACACGGCUUCCCUGCGGUGUUUUAGUCGGAGCGUCCGCAGCCACAAGCAGUCAUUCGGAUUUUGAUGACGAUUUUCAUCCUGAAGAAAAAAGCCGCAACACCACGAGUAACAACGUGAAGAAGAACAAAUCUAGUUCGCAUACUCCAACAGAAGAACAAGCUCGAUCACGACUAGAGGAGAUGCACCUGCAUGGAGAUGCAGAGGAGCUGCUUUAUCGACUACAGCGAGCCUUAGUAACGGUUGACAUUCCGCUUUCCCGUCGUCAUGACCGUUUCAAUACCGAUGCGCGCGACGUAAGCAUCAUGCCAGCUGCACAAGGCGAAGAUGCGGAUGAAAAGGUCGACCAAGAGGAUGACCUACUAGCAGACAGUGAUGACGGAGAAUCGAAGCCAAAACGUGGCAAGAAAGCAGGGGGGGCUAAGAAGAGGGUUGACUGCCCUUCCUCAUCGACAUCCGAAGACGUCAAGGUCAUAGGCAAAAAAGCACCACCAGGAAUCGAAAUAGCAGACUCCCCUUCCGAUGCUGAAAUGGAUACGAAAGGCAAGGGCUCUACCCGCAAGACCAAAAAAGGUAAACAAAGCAGACGAGGCAGCUCCGCAUCCCCUCCAAAAAAGCAGAACAAAGACACCAGUUCGAAAUCGAACUCUCCCGCAAAAAUGAAAAUGAAGAGCCCCAGCCCGUCGAAAAAAAAGCAAAAGGAAGAACAAGAUGAGGAAGCGCGCAAAGUCAUCGACAAAUUGAACAACAAAGCUCGCAGUAGCUCAACGUCAACAGAGAAUACAUCGACAGAAAAGCCUGCAGGCCUCGAAACACUUCGACGAGAAGCCCAGAGACGCGCAGAAGCGGAGAUGGUCGAUAAGCAGUACGAGAAGCAGCCCGUCCUCGUCGACGACGCAGAGCUAGACAGACUCCGAAAUCCAUCGUCUACGAGGUGGUUUGGCGAUAACACCGACUUUGAGCCGAAGAGCGGUCCGAGAUGGCGUGACUGGGCCUUCCGAAAACGAAUUGUCUCGGUAAGCAUAAUCACGAAGCUGAAUCUAAUAAAAUAAUGGUGUGUAGAGUACGGCGCAGCGCUGCAGAGUGCUCUGCUGCAAUGUGCGGCCAGUGCUGCUGAGGGAUAUCCCCAGGCGGGCCGGCAGGUGGGCGCCCCGAUUCGUAUGCAGCUUGCUGCGGAUCCAGGGCGCAUGCGCUUACUCUGCCGUGGGGCUUCAGAAGUGGGCGCCCGAAGGGCGCUCCGAUUUUUGACCCCAAGUCUCACGGUGGGCGCACGGUGGGCGACACCAUUCGCAGAAGACCCACUUUUGGGCCGCCCAGCGGGCCAGCGUACCAAGCGUGCCCACCGAUCCAAUCAUGUAGAGGGAGCAAACUUUCUUAUAUAUAUUAAUGUUAUUAUUAUGAGACACCAAAAAUAAAGUGGUAGCUCUGAAAACAGCAAAACCGAGGUUGGUAAAACAAUGACACUAUUGAUAAUAGUUUACUACUAUAAGCUAGGCAUAGGCCUAGCUCUAGUAUAUAAAACUCUAGCUAUAGGUAAUAUAUGGGGUUAAAUACCAGUCUUAUUUCUCGCGCUAUGCGCUUGUUUGGUGAACCGGUACCCUGGGGCGAACCACCGGCUGCACAUAGCGCGGGAGCCGAGCACUUCUCUGAGGCACGCAUAGGCUUCGGCCGCCUUAGAUGAGAAAACCUCCAGGGCAGUUGGACGACAGACGGCGCCUAGAAUAAACGGAUCACCUACUUAAACUAGAUGGCCAAUUUUUUGCUAGUCUUAUUGUAUAUACUUCUACCUUUUUCUAUCUUUCCUAGGUAGGUAGUUGGCUCCACCACAAAUUAUGUAAUCACUAAUAUUUAUAAUGUGGCGAACAGGAGCAGGCGUCAUCUCUUUAGAAGGCAGCUGAUUGAGCGUGCUGGUAUUCGUAUCAAAAUGAUGUAUGUUGAUCAGCAGUAUUAGUGAACUUAUCAACUUCAACGGACACGACCACGACUAGGCCCGCUUCUCAGCGGACGACUUAGCGACGUAUCUUCACGCCCAUCGGUUUUGGCGCAACAUGACGCAGCGUAUGUACGACGAGAGCCUGACCCAUGGUCCUAUGAUUGACGCGUGGAUGAAAACACAAACUAAAGUACGAUAUUUUUUCAAAAUGCACCAGAGGAACAAAAAGCUCUGGUCGGAGUUUCGUGCUUCGAUCGUACCUGACCACACACGGGUCAAGGUUGUGCGCUUGACCCAUGCUGAAUUCGUCAUUGAAGAUCGUAGGGAUAGUCCGCCUGAUGAAAGCCUCUUGUUUCGCGUGGAUGCGCAGAAAGCCACCCCGAAGGUGUCUGCGACCGCAGCUGCGUUCUCGAGUAUGACAAGGCCGAAGCUGGUGCUUGAGUCUGUUGCUGGUAAGCGGCAACAAGAUGGGUCUGCUGAUACUAAACUGAGUAAAGGCCUCCUGGAGAACGGUGUUGUGCGAACUGGCUCAGCAGUCAGUGCUGUACCUGCUUCAUAUAACCACGUGAACAUGCUGACAACUACAACAGGGUCUCGCGGUAGUGAUGAGGAGGACCCAACCGACGGCACAAGAGCACCAUCUCCCGGUAGGAUAGGCAGCUAUCAGGAGGAGAGUCCUGAAAUCGUCAAGAGUAAAGACGAGGCUCUGCUGGAUGGCAUUAGAGGCAAGAAGAAAACCUCCAAAAUCAAACCAGAUCAAAAGGCUACAGAAAAUGCUGUUCCAGGCGAGACAUUAGUGCGCGCGCAUGGCUGGAAAUUGUCCGACGAAUUCGUGGAAAAAUAUCGCGUCCCUGAAGGUGUCGUCGAAACCGUUAGCCGUAUUUUCGAUGAGCACGAUCCGGCGCAGGUUUUCUUCUAUCCGAGUGGCGUCUACUCCGCGCCUAGCCGCAUCGGAAAAAACGCUGGCUACGGGCUUUUUUCCUUCUAUCUUCGCACCCCCAUGGAAUGCGUAGGAGACUUUGGCGGCAAAUGCACAUCGAUUCCUACCUUCGAUAAGACACCGCAUGCAGAUUUCACCGAAAAGUACGCAAUGAGCUUCCAGAACGGAGUGGUCAGUUGCAUGAUCGAUCCCUGUUGGGGCAAAGACAUUUUCGAUCGUCGACUGCACCCGUUUGCUGUCAUGAACGAGCCGCCACCCGGCGUAUACGCCAAUUGCGAGGUACAACUACUUACCAGUUGAUAUGGAGUAGACAGUUGUUUUGGUUUUCGUCUUAUUUACAUAGAUGAUCUUCACGAUAAUUAUGAGCGCUAGCUCUCCAACUUGCUUCUCAGAAGUCUGCUCUUGGAGCUUAGAAAAGUGUGUUUGAAUUCGUUUUCGCGUACACAAAAAAUUGCAAUGUUGUACAUGAUCGAUGUAGUACAACUACUAGUGCACCUGACGCACUUCUUCGUUUUCAGUUGCCACACCCACCAUCUACUCAAAACUGAAAGGUCGUGAGCAAAAUCGAGGAAUCCCUGACUGUCUCAUUGGAGCCCUGGCGGCAGAAUUUGUUGCGCGUCUAUGCGAAUCUGCCAAUUCUUCCCUGCGACGAAUUAUUCAUUCAUUACGGUCGUGAUUUUGCACGCGAGAACAAUUACGAGGUUGGUUUGCCCAGCCCUCUAUUCUUUAAAGAUCUGGGAUGGACGGAUCACGGCACGGGAGACCUGACAAAACAAGGUGUGCUUCGCGACAAGCCGUUUUCUGUUGUAGUUAAGACUGGUGUUUCGUUUUUCUUCUCUUCUUCUAGACAAUACGAACGCCUCCAUUCAUUAUCUUGAGAAGACCGAGACUGUUGAGAAGACUGAAAUCGAAAUCGUCUUAGAUGAGACCACAAAUCUAGUUAGUACUGAGGUUUCGAAUUCGAAAUCGAAUCUGAUUGCUGCUAACGCUAAGUAAUCACUCAAAUGAUUUCUGGUAGGCUCUUUAGAUCUAAAUGGAAGAGUUUGAGUUUCUAUCCUUCGCCUCUUCUAGCUCUAAACUAGAGUGGAAGCGGAAAGUCGGACUUUGCGUACGUCGAGAAGAGGCGCCCAGGUCGAGAGUGCGGCAAGUGAAGGUUACUAAGGGCUUUCGUCAGUUCUUUAACGGAUCAAAGUGUCCAAUUACUGGCGACCAGCGUCCUUCGUGGGAGAAACUCGCAGUCCAACCCAGAUUCUACAAUUAUGCUCAAGUUUUGAUCUUCUGAAUAUCGAUGUCAUCAUCGGCAUCAACAGCAUGAUCAUGUAGUGGUACUAAGACUAACAGUAGGUACCAGUAGUUGGCUUCUCUACUAGAAGCUUGUGCUUCCUUGUAGAAGUUUUCUUCUUGUACAACCAACGUAGAUGUACAACAUCAUCCUUGGGAGAUGAUGAAAUAUUAGUAAGAUCCCUUUGUCAGACUUUGACUCGUUUUUUUGAGAUGGUGGUCUCUGAUCAUUUUUUAUGGGAUCAUGAGCUAAAUUUCUUGCUCUAAUGGUGACGUCGGCGGAAUCCAGCAUUGUAUUCAUGCAACGGUGAAACUCGUGCGAAAAAGCCUGACGUCGCUUCGUCCACGACUACCACUUCAGCCGUAACACCCGCACUUGUGGAAACAAACAACAAGUACAAAGCGUUGAGGAUGACAUCAAAGGGAAACAACAAUAAACUAAAAGGAGGUAACGGAGCGCCGCCGGAUGUUGUAGAGCAACCUCCCGCGAGUAUUGUAGCUUCCCCAGUCACUGCCACGUCUUCCAGGAGUAGCAAAGAUACAACAGUCCCGGAAAUCACGGAGGAGCUCCGUCGCCGAUUUCCGGAGAGGUACGACCCAUCGGGAGAAACCUUCGCGUACAACGUUUUGCUUGCCCAAAUGCGACGCGAUGCUGGCGACACCCAAGAAGAAAUCCUCGAGUCCCUCGGACUGCUACGCAAAUAUCAUCAAAGAUGAUCAUCAUGUUGAGCCGCAUGAAGAGGAUGAGCAAGAGCAUGACGAGGACACUAUCUACUUAUCAAAGAAAUAUGAAAGAAGGUAGUAAAUGUUAAGGAUGUAGUAGUUUUUGAUACUAGUUGUUGUAUCAGCGCGAAAGGCCGAGCCCGCCGGAUAGUCUUACGAUGUGCUUUUCCAUUUUUCUGAAAUGACAAAAUAUGCAGAAGUAGCUCCACCAGCUUCUUUCCUCAACAUCAUUUUCAGGAUUUCUGAUACAGAUAACGUGAUCGCUCACGAGUUUCAUCCCAUAUAUUCCACAUGCUUCUUGUUUUUCUGUAGCAUACUAGUUUUUUGGAAAAAGACAAGGUCUUCGCGCGAAAUCAGUGAUCUGCGUGAUGCUAGAACUCUGUAUUCCUUUUCAUGGCGUUCCUUUUUCGGCAGACCAAGUCUGUAAAAUUUCCGCGGCUGACGCUACAUCUGAAGAUGAAGUGAGAAUUGUAUGUGGGAAUGGGACUCUUGUUUUACUCGGACGACAAAAAACGAUUGCUUUUUCAUGCAUCGUGAUCAUUCACAUUCGGUGUUCAUAACUUGCAUUUCAAUCAUUGGUAUGGCUCGCUAGAUUGAUCAACUUCAAGAACUAGUACUCUUAGUUGUAAAAGGAUAAUAGAUGGUGGGCGACACUCAUCGCAAAUGCAAGAGCAGCAAGAGCGCGCCCGCAUUCUUAGCAACCACCUUACACACUGGAGGUUCAUUUUGUCUGAAAAUCCUAUCUGUUUUGCGGC
Molecule: messenger RNA, 7778 nt
Organism: Amoebophrya sp. A25
Lineage: Eukaryota; Dinophyceae; Syndiniales; Amoebophryaceae
Source: the annotation of a GenBank genome assembly